This is a messenger RNA of Mytilus californianus (California mussel), 1211 nucleotides long. RefSeq names its product C-type lectin domain family 4 member F-like. The transcript is spliced from 4 exons. Gene Ontology annotation, molecular function: signaling receptor activity. The record is from RefSeq and is a predicted model, not a curated record. Bases 54 to 1130 code for a protein of 358 amino acids. Lineage: Eukaryota; Metazoa; Mollusca; Bivalvia; Mytilida; Mytilidae.
GAGUCUUGUUAGUAAAACGUUUGGAGAAACUUAUAUCGUCCGUGUUAAGUAGGAUGCGAUAUCCUAAUCCAACAUGUUGUAUGCAACAUAUUGAUUAUUGCCGUGGUAGGACAAUAUUAUUUCAUUUUCGUUCAUCAUGCGGCCAAUAUAAUUUUUGUCUGUGCUAUUUUCAUCUGAAAAGUGUUCAUAAAGAUUGUUUCAAAGAAUACAUUUUUUUUAAUUUUUUUUAUAGAAUUUACAAUUUUAGAAGACGUGUGAAAUUUGAUGAAAUAGAAAUGUGGUUAGUAGUGAUAUUCUCUUUCCUGUCAUACACCUGCAAUGGAAGUUUGGUUGAUCACAGUACACAAAGCUCUGUGAUUGCUGAACUUAAGGGGACAGACAUCACAGAUAUCAUAAUGGAAGUUGACGUUUUGAAAGGAAAUUACCAUUCUCUACUUCUUAGAGUUAUUAAUAACGAACAUGAAAUCGCCUUCCUGAAAGGUCAAACACAACAGUUAGAACAUGAACUUGAAACUACUAGGCGGACAUUUUCAUGUGAACUUCAAGGUUUACUUGAUACCACUAUACAGUACGAACAUAAACUUAACGAAACAAUUCAUUCUUUGGCUACAUUUAAUCAAACAAUACAAGAUCUAAGUCAGAGCGUCAGUGUGCUAGAUAACAAAUACUCACUUCUGGAGAUACCGGGAAGGCACAGCAAUGAGUCAGGUGAUGAACAAGAAUGCCCUUUGGAUUGGAUAAGACGUGUCGACUUUGGUGCAUGUUAUUUCUUUAGUAAUGAAAGUAUGUCUUGGAACGAUUCACAGAGGCAAUGCAGAAAACAUAACGGAUCCCUUACAGAUAUCUAUUCUGAAAAUGAAGCCGUGUGGCUGGCUGAAUACAGUCGUAAUCAUACAGCAACAAUUUUCUGGAUCGGUGGGAAAACUGACCAUGGAGUAUUUAAAUGGUUUACUUCCGAUGGAGAAACCAAACAUAUGAAUUACACACGUUGGGGAAUAGGAGGUUCAUGGUCAAAAUCUCAAACUAAUCGUUGUGCCUUCCUAAUAGAGUAUCUUCAGUAUGAAUGGUAUGCAUACGAUUGUGAUUUAAAUUAUCAUUUUAUCUGCAAAACUAUCGAAAACAACAUAUGAUUAAUAAGGAUAGGAGGAGUAACAAACGGCAUGGCACAGAAAAAAGGAAGUAAAAAAGCAUUAAAUGUAUACCAAAACUUC